AAUUUGCAAAUAUCGAUUCUGCAGAUGGAACGUUGGAUACAACUGCAUUACCAAAUAAAAGAGCGCGAAAUGGCCACCUAUAUUGCUGGUAAACGUGAACUAUUCUACUGGUUGAGCGCCUUCUAUAUCACCUCUAGCAUCGGGUGUUGGCAGUAUUAUCAGUCGAUAAGACGGAAGGCUGCUUUACUCCCAAUGAUACCCUUGACCUUUGUGAUGGCAUAUUAUGCCGAUUUGGCGUACGGCAGCAAAGUGCAUCGUAUUCAAGCUGAAGCUAAUAUGAUAUUGGAGCAUGAAAAUGAGCUAUUACACUGGCCUGGAGGUUUGCCAACAGUAUCAUCGUUGGAUGAGGCACGCGUAGAAAAUGAAAUCGAAAAGAAAUUGCACCCACAUCCUUCAUAGACUUAUCCACUUUCCUUAUAUUUGUAUUUUCCAUGCUACUGAAAUUUUUUACAUACAUACAUUGCUCAAUCAAUUUCAUUAAUAUAAUAUAAUGUUUAUGUGCGAGUAUUUAAGAAAUUUAAAAUUUCUCUUUGAAAUUUCAACAAUAUUAACGAUAUAUAAAGUUUGAGACAAUAUUUUAUUUACAUGUAAGAUUUACCAUUUUCUAAAUGUAUUUACAAUAUUUGCUAAAUAUGUACUUAUAUA
Molecule: messenger RNA, 645 nt
Organism: Rhagoletis zephyria (snowberry fruit fly)
Lineage: Eukaryota; Metazoa; Arthropoda; Insecta; Diptera; Tephritidae
Product: plasminogen receptor (KT)
Biological process (GO): positive regulation of plasminogen activation
Cellular component (GO): plasma membrane
Source: RefSeq, a predicted model, not a curated record